AGCUGUGAUUGGCCAGCGUGCGAUCUCUCCAAUGUUUGUAAAUUGUUGUCUGAAACGGUGCAGUGUGGAUCUCACCGCGCAAAUGUAUUUUCUAAUGCCGAUAAACUUUCCUGGUCUGGAUUACAUUUGAAAAUCACCGGUCUUUGGAAAGAGUGGGACAGAAACCUGGACGGCGCUGUGGACCCCGACGAACCGCACAAGGCAGCAAGAUAAAGUAGAAUGGUCUUUAUUGAGAUGGACGACGGCAGAGCUUUGACGACGGCUGCAGCCAAAGGGAAUACGACCGAGGUGCAGAGGAUCCUGGAGGAGAGAAGAGUGCAUCCUGAUACUCUCAAUCAGUUUGGCAGAACUGCGCUGCAGGUGAUGAUGAUGGGGAACUCAAAGAUCGCCCGGUUGCUGUUGGAAAAUGGAGCACAGCCUAACAUCCAGGACAGACACGGGAUAGCGCCGGUCCACGAUGCUGCCCGAACAGGGUUCUUGGACACUCUGGAGGUUCUGGUGGAGCACGGUGCUUCUGUCAACAUCCCCGACCAGAGCGGGGCCUUGCCUAUCCACAUUGCGAUCCGAGAAGGCCACCGGGACGUCGUGGAGUUCUUGGCGCCGCGGUCCGACCUGAAGCACACCAACAUCAGCGGGCAGACGGCGAUGGACGUGGCCCAGGCGUCACGGGUGCCUGAUAUGAUUGACUUGCUUUUCGCUUACAUUCAUUGUUAGUUUAAAGUCCGGGUGCUUUUUUUUGGGUGACCUUGAUAUGUGUUUUGCUUCAAACCUGGUGACUUGAAUUCAUUGCUGUGUAAAAGAUUAUUGUUGUUUUUUCAGUUUUUUAGUGGUUCAGCAUUAACAUGUGACACAGGACAUAUUGUCUUGGCAGCUUAUUUUCAGUGGUUGGUUGUCUACAUACAGUAGACACCUCUUUUGCACAGUGCAGUUUAGGCACCUUACAUAUAUAUAUAUAAAUAUAUAUAUAUAUCUGUUUUCCCUGUUGACUGGGAGUGCACAUCUGUAGAUACUUUUUCCCUCAGUGUUUUGUUAUUAUUGCAUUAUAUUACAUUGUGUAUGAAUUGUAACAGUUGAUACAAUGUGUUUUUAAAAAAAAAUAUUACACACUUGACAUGGUGCACCCUGAUUGCUUUGCAUAGUUGUGUCUCUUAAAUAGAUGUACUUAGAAUUUAUUGUUAUUUAUUGUUGGAAUAGAUGUGAAUAUUCCUGUGACUCUGUUAACAGCGACAUUUAUUGUGAUUUGUUGAAAUGUUAUUUAUAUAAAUAGUUUUAAAACAAAAGUGAGAUUUUUCACUUUGCUCUUUGAAGAUGAAAGCACAAAAUAAAGUCUUGAACUUGA
Solea solea (common sole) is the source of this 1339-nucleotide messenger RNA. It is a transcript of the gene cdkn2d, whose product is annotated as cyclin-dependent kinase inhibitor 2D (p19, inhibits CDK4). The coding region runs from base 220 to 714 and encodes 164 amino acids. The record is from RefSeq and is a predicted model, not a curated record. Gene Ontology annotation, cellular component: nucleus. The transcript has 3 exons. Lineage: Eukaryota; Metazoa; Chordata; Actinopteri; Pleuronectiformes; Soleidae. Gene Ontology annotation, molecular function: protein kinase binding; cyclin-dependent protein serine/threonine kinase inhibitor activity. Gene Ontology annotation, biological process: negative regulation of cell population proliferation; regulation of cyclin-dependent protein serine/threonine kinase activity.